GAUGUUCGUUGAUGGGGGAAUCAGCAUGACCUAAAAACAGGUCCUGUAAAAAAUCGUAUUUUUACUCGCAGAUACUAUCGUUACAUAAACUUGGGCGCAAGAACUUCUUCCUGAUUUGUGGUAAAACUGGCAAAACUAAAAGGCUACAUUCGGAUAGGCCGGAGGUUUGGGAUAUUUAGAGUCUGCUGAUCAGUGUCAAGGGUGUUCGAGACUUGCCUACACUCUCACCAACAUUGAAAUUCCUCUGUCUUCCAUGUCGCAACCUAAAGGGACUGCUAUUGUCACAGGAGCGAGCCAGGGAAUUGGCCGUGCCAUUGCACUUCGCCUUGCUGAUGAUGGCUUUGAUAUCGCUCUGAAUGACAUUGCGACCAAGAGCAUGGAAUUGGAGGCUGUAGCGAGUGUCAUUAAUAGUAAGGGGCGACGAACUAUCGUUGUUCCAGCAGAUGUAUCGAUGGAGGAUGAGGUCAGAGGGAUGACUGCAACCACUGUUCGUGCUCUGGGGGGCAUCGACGUAAUGAUAGCUAACGCCGGGAUAAUCACAUUUGGCAAUGUCUUGGACGCCGACGUAGAAAGCUUCGACGCCACUUUCUCUGUGAAUGUCCGAGGGACGUUCCUCUGUUAUAAGUAUGCUGCCCGGCAGAUGAUCGAGCAAGGACGAGGCGGAAGGAUCAUAGGCGCAUCAUCAGUGGUCGGGAAGAAAGCCACCAAGGAUUUCGCUGUGUAUAGCAGCAGCAAAUUUGCUGUGAGGGGGCUGACUCAGGCUGCAGCGAUGGAGCUUGGCCAUCACGGUAUCACCGUGAACUGCUAUGCUCCAGGGCCCAUCCAGACAGAAAUGCGUGCGCAUUAGAGUGUUUUUGUUGUUCCAACAAUGUCCGAACCCACUUUCAGUUCGAACCUUGAGAGAACAAAGG
This is a messenger RNA of Suillus subaureus, 911 nucleotides long. RefSeq names its product NAD-binding protein. The record is from RefSeq and is a predicted model, not a curated record. Gene Ontology annotation, molecular function: oxidoreductase activity, acting on the CH-OH group of donors, NAD or NADP as acceptor. The transcript is spliced from 5 exons. NCBI's taxonomy places the organism in Eukaryota, Fungi, Basidiomycota, Agaricomycetes, Boletales, Suillaceae. The coding region runs from base 254 to 847 and encodes 197 amino acids.